Diorhabda sublineata is the source of this 1275-nucleotide messenger RNA. RefSeq lists its product as uncharacterized. NCBI's taxonomy places the organism in Eukaryota, Metazoa, Arthropoda, Insecta, Coleoptera, Chrysomelidae. The record is from RefSeq and is a predicted model, not a curated record. The coding region runs from base 1 to 1275 and encodes 424 amino acids. The transcript is spliced from 3 exons.
AUGAAAGCAUCUGGCUAUGACAGUAAAGAUGAUGAAAUGAAGAUCGCUAUAUUUUUGAAUAUUGCUGGUGAAGAUGCUCAAGAGGAGAGUAGAAAGUUGUGUACAUUCAUUACUCCUUUUGGAAAAUAUGUUUACAAUCGAUUACCAUUUGGCCUUAAUGUUAGUCCAGAAGUUUUCCAAAGGAUUAAUGAGAAAAUUUUUGGUGAUUUGCCAAUAGGAAUAUAUUUUGAUGAUAUUAUAAUUGGGAGAGUAGAUGAGAAAGAACAUGAUGAAAUCCUCAAGGAAGUUAUUAGUAGAGCCAAAAAAUUUGGUAUAAAGUUCAACAGAUCAAAAGUACAAUUUAAAGUUUCAGAAGUCGCUUAUGUAGGUCAAAUAUUUUCUGCUGAAGGAGUUCGGCCAGAUCCAGAUUAUGUAAAAGCCAUUUUGGAGCUUGAAGAUCCAACUAACAAAAAAGAGCUCCUAAGGAUACUGGAAAUACAAACCGAUGCUAGUCAAAAUGGCAUUGGUGCUUGUCUUAUGCAGCAAGGCAAACCAAUUGCAUUUUGUUCCAGAAGUCUCACAGAAACUGAGUCUCGUUGGGCUCAGAUUGAGAAAGAAUAUUUAGCUAUAUCAUACAGCUUAUCAAAAUUUCAUCAUUUUGUAAUUGGGAGGCAUAUUGUUGUAAAAAGUGAUCAUAAACCGUUAGUAGCUAUCCAUAAUAAGGAUAUUUACAAAGUGUCUUCUAGGCUUCAAAGACUGAAGCUAAAACUGCUAAAGUAUAACUUCACUGUAGAAUACCUUCCAGGAAAGUUUAUGUUUAUUGCUGAUCUUUUAUCUAGAUCAUUUAUCAAAUCUAAUGUCAAAGAUGAUCCUGAAAUGGAAGAGAUUGUACAUUCUCUUGAACUUGACUUAUCUAUCUCUAAGGAACGACUGCUUGAAUUAAGAAAUGUUUCUUCUAAAGAUUUAGUUUUAUCUAAAAUCAUUGAUUUUUGUGGUGAUGGUUGGCCAGAGGAUAAAAAAUCUAUCACAAAUCCAAACAUAAAAGCAUUUUUCAAUCUUAAAGAUAAUUUGUAUGUUCAUCAAGGAUUAAUUUUUCAUGAUUAUCGACUUGUUCCACAAACGUUAUGUCACAAAAUGUUAUCAAAAUUACACGUAGGCCAUUUUGGUAUUGAGAGGUCUAAAGCUAGGACAAGAAAACUUUUCUAUUGGCCUGGUUUGUCUCGAGAUGUUCAGGAUUUUGUUUCAAAAUGUAAAACUUGUUUGAAAUACAGUAAAAGUGUAGAAAAGAGCCAUUAA